Molecule: messenger RNA, 800 nt
Organism: Brassica napus (rape)
Lineage: Eukaryota; Viridiplantae; Streptophyta; Magnoliopsida; Brassicales; Brassicaceae
Product: glycine-rich RNA-binding protein 2, mitochondrial
Exons: 5
Coding region: 166-630 (154 amino acids)
Molecular function (GO): RNA binding
Source: RefSeq, a predicted model, not a curated record
GUCCAGUAUACAAGGGAUGGUGAGAAAAUAAUAUAUAAAAGAAAAAUAAGAUACUUUUCGCUAGGACCUUUAUAUACCCCUUAAACCCUUCUCCUUGGUUUUAUAAUCCUCUGCCUCUUUCCCGGCUCGCAAAACCCUAGUUUCGAAUCUUUACCCACAACAGAAAUGGCUUUCUGCAAAAGUCUCGGUGGUCUACUCAGACAAGGUGUGGUUUCUCAGACCGGAAAUGUUCCGGUUACGUCUAUGCUCGGUUCUCUCCGGUACAUGUCUACCAAGCUUUUCGUUGGAGGUCUCUCAUGGGGAACUGAUGACCAGUCCUUGAGGGAGGCUUUUGCAAACUUUGGUGAAGUGGUCGAUGCUAAAGUCAUUGUUGAUAGAGAAACAGGAAGGUCUAGGGGUUUUGGAUUUGUCAACUUUACUGAUGAGACCGCUGCUAAUACUGCCAUUUCAGAGAUGGAUGGAAAGGAUCUGAAUGGACGGAGCAUUCGGGUGAAUGUUGCUAACGAAAGACCAAGUACUCCUCGGUAUGGCGGAGGUGGUGGCUAUGGCGGAGGUGGUGGCUAUGGCGGAGGUGGUGGCUAUGGUGGAGGUAGCUAUGGAGCAGGUGGUGGUGAUGGUGGCGGUUACUAAACAGAGAGAGUUUCUUAUGAAAAGAUUUGAUGGUUUUUGUUUAGUUGGGUUUCUUUAAUUGAAUCUUGUGUUACAACUUGAACCUCGUUAGCCAUUCCUCGUUUUGUCGAUUAACAUCUUGGAUUGAUACUUUGUCGCCCCCACUAAAGUGCAUCUAUGGGUUUGCGUUA